Molecule: messenger RNA, 1035 nt
Organism: Rotaria sp. Silwood1
Lineage: Eukaryota; Metazoa; Rotifera; Eurotatoria; Philodinida; Philodinidae
Source: the annotation of a GenBank genome assembly
AUGAGAUUGUCGCCUUGGUCUCUUAAUGGUCCACGCUUAAUCGUUUAUGUACUUAAUAGCCUCUUAUGUAGUUUUAUUUUCUUUCUUACAUUACAUAUUAUUCAUUAUACACCUAUUGCCAUUAAUUCAUUAAGAUUUAAUUAUCGGCGUCGACCUGAAUGUACAUGUUAUAGACAUCGAUUACCUCGAUUCGAUUUUAAUUUAAUAUUAAAUCUGAUCGAGAAUCAAACUUUUCUCUGUAGUGAUUAUGCUACUCGACGUGGACCACAUCAACGUAUUAUUUCUAUUAGCCUUUAUGGACCAAAAGAAAAUAAAAGAUUUCAAUAUAAUCAAUCCCUUUCUUUCUUACAUGAACUUAUUAAUGAUGUAAACACAAUAUAUUCUGACAAUUUUAUAUUACGUAUUCAUCAUGAUGAUACAAUAUCCCUAUCAGAUGUUAUAUGUCCUAUAGAAUGUCGACAUCAUAAUGUUGAUUUUUGUAAUAUGGAAUCUAAACUUUUUAUUCCACCAAAAAUCUGGCGUUUUAUACCUGCUGGUGAUCCACUUGUUGAUAUUAUGAUGAGUCGUGAUCUUGAUUCACCAUUAACACAACGUGAACGUGCAGCUGUUGAUGUAUGGCUUGCUUCUAAUAAAUCAUUCCAUAAUAUGCGUGAUCAUCCAAUGCAUGCAGUGCAUAUGCUUGGUGGAAUGUGGGGCUUUCGACCUUCACUAAAUCCGACAGUGUCUCUUUUAAUACAUAAUAAAAUUCAUGAUCGAAGUUUAGUAAAACGUUAUCGUGGUAUCCGUGAUCAAUCAUUUCUGUCUCGUGAAGUGUGGCCCCAAGCUCUAUCAAGUAUCAUUGUUCAUGAUAGUUUUCUUUGUACGAAAACCUAUAGUAAAAAUUCAGAACCAUUUCCAACACAACGCCCAUCUGCGAAUGAAAUAAAUUGUUAUGUAGGUUGUGUACGACCUUGUUGUGAUGAUGGAAAACUACCUUUUGGUGAAUGUCCAAAACAAUGUCGUCCAAAAGAUCAUCCAGAAUGGAAUUAUUGUUAA